GCUUGUACGUUGACAUUUAGGUGUUUUAGGCGGUUUUUUUGUGUGUAUCUGGUGACCUUAAAAUGGGAGUGGUCUCUGUGAUACGCUAAAACUCACUAUAUAAACCUCCCGUGAUCAUUUCGGAAGCAUAGUUUGUUCAGAAUCCGACAUCUGAAGAAGUCUUUUGCUAAAAUGGCCUGCAAGUUUGUAGUCUUUGUAGCAUGCGUGGCUGUUGCCUCUGCAAGUGUAGCUCCUCUUCAUUACGCAGCUCCAGUUGUUGCAAAAACUGUUGUACAAGAAUUGGAUCAUCAACCUGAAUACUCUUAUUCUUACGGCGUUCAUGACUCUAUCACUGGAGAUUCUAAAAGCCAAGUUGAAACCAGAUCUGGAGAUGUUGUUUCCGGACAAUAUUCCUUGAUCGAAGCUGACGGAAGCAAACGUACUGUUGAUUACACCGCCGAUGCUGUUAAUGGAUUCAACGCCGUCGUCAGCAAAUCUGUACCAACCGUUGUUGCCCCAGCUCCAGUUGUUGCCAAAACCAUUGCCGCUCCAGUUGUUGCUAAAACCAUCACCCCAACUGUUUAUGCAGCCUACAACGCCCCAGUUGUAGCUAAAACUUAUGCUGCCCCAGCUGUUGCUGCUUAUGCUGCACCUACUGUAUACUCAGCCCCAGCUGUAUACUCAGCCCCAGCUGUAUACCCAGCCCCAUCUGUCUAUUCAGCUUACACCGCUCCAGUCACAAAGACCAUAGUGCAAGGCCCAUCGACGUAUACCGCUUAUUCCGGACCUGUUGCUCACGCUUGGACAACAAAAAUGGCUUUCAAAAUCGUUCUUUUGGCUGCUUUCGUAGCUGUAUCUCAAGCUGGAAUUUUAGGAACCCCAGCUGUGACUUAUUCAACAUACUCAGCACCAAUCACAAAAAUUGCAGCACCAGUAGCUUAUUCAGCACCUAUUGUUAAAACUGUUGCCCCAGUUGUUGCUAAAACCGUCGUUCAAGAAGAAUACGACCCCCAUCCUCAAUACUCAUACGGCUAUGAUAUCCAUGAUGGAAUCACCGGAGAUAUUAAGAAUCAACAAGAAUCUCGUGAUGGAGACGUCGUCCAAGGAUCUUAUUCUUUAAUCGAAGCUGACGGAAGCAAACGUAUUGUUGAGUACACAGCCGAUCCCGUACAUGGUUUUAACGCUGUCGUUCAUAAAGAACCAGCUGCAGUUCCAGUUGUUGCUAAAGCAGCAGUUCCAGUUGCUCCAGUUAUUGCGAAAACUUAUUCCUCCCCAAUUAUCGCUAAGACAUACGCAGCUCCAAUUGUGGCUAAAACUUACGCUGCUCCACUUGCAUAUGCAGCUCCUGUAGCUAAAGUAGCUUAUGCAGCACCAGCUGUACAUGCUUAUAGCACUAUUCAUUAAGAAUGAUAUUGAGAUGAAUGA
Onthophagus taurus is the source of this 1404-nucleotide messenger RNA. The record is from RefSeq and is a predicted model, not a curated record. Lineage: Eukaryota; Metazoa; Arthropoda; Insecta; Coleoptera; Scarabaeidae.